AUGGCCAUCAUAACGGAGGGUGAGCUGAUGAAGCGGGCACCGCCAUCGAGGAACAAAUCCUCGGGAGCCCAAGAGGUCGAUGGGGAAGCUCAGGCUUUCCUGUUCAACGUGCUGAUGGCCCGUGCUCGACUUCGGGACCGCCACCAAGCCAGGCUCAACGAGCUGCCUCAGACGAAGAAUGGGCAAAUAGUGAACGGCAAUGCGUGGAACGGAAAGACGAGGAACCGUUUUUUCUCCCAGCCUUCUCCAUCUUCUCCCUCCAAGGCUCCUUCUUCGAAAGAACCAGAACUGAUUGCGAAGCACGGAUACCCCGUGGAGACUCACACGGUGACAACAUCAGACGGAUACAUCCUAGACAUCCACCGGAUCCCCCAUGGUUCGAGCGGAACAGGCAAGGGACCCCGGAUCCCCGUCCUCAUCCAACACGGCCUCCUUUGCUCCUCGGCUGACUGGCUCGUCAGCGGACCCGGAAAGGCACUCGGUUUCAUUUUGGCGGAUGAAGGAUACGAUGUUUGGCUCGGAAAUGUGAGGGGAAAUAGGUACGGGCGACGCCAUCGCACCUUGUCCCCCCAAGACGAUGCUUUCUGGUCCUUCAGUUGGCACGAGAUGGGAAAAUUCGAUCUGCCGGCGAUCCUGGACGCAAUGACAGAGAGGACGGGGCAGGAAAAAUUGCAUUACGUGGGGCACAGCAUGGGAACGGUGAUGUUCUGGGUCCUCAGCGACCAGCGACCUGAAUACAGCUGUCGCUUCCUGUCCAUGCAUGGGAUGGGGCCCGUGGCCAGGGUCGAUCACAUGGCCAGUCCCAUUCGUUACAUGGCCCCCUUCGUCGAUCAAGUGCAGUGGACGUGGAAGUUGAUCGGUCGCCACGAAUUCCUCCCUCACGAGCUGUGGAUGAAGAUGGAGAAAUACUUGAGUUGGGUGUGUCUCGGGAACAGUAUUUGCAAGAACGCUCUCUUCCUUCUCUGCGGUUACGAUUCCCAUCAGUUGAGUCAGGUGAGGAACGUGCUGAUGGCCCGUGCUCGACUUCGGGACCGCCACCAAGCCAGGCUCAACGAACUGCCACAGACGAAGAAUGAGCAAAUAGUGAACGGCAAUGCGUGGAACGGAGAGACGAGGAAUCGUUUUUUCUCCCAGCCUUCUCCAUCUUCUCCCUCCAAGGCUCCUUCUUCGAAAGAAGUGGGAGUAGAAAUGGCUGAAAUAAGGUAG
This is a messenger RNA of Darwinula stevensoni, 1206 nucleotides long. NCBI's taxonomy places the organism in Eukaryota, Metazoa, Arthropoda, Ostracoda, Podocopida, Darwinulidae. The record is from the annotation of a GenBank genome assembly.